Molecule: messenger RNA, 2667 nt
Organism: Dichotomopilus funicola
Lineage: Eukaryota; Fungi; Ascomycota; Sordariomycetes; Sordariales; Chaetomiaceae
Product: P-loop containing nucleoside triphosphate hydrolase protein
Exons: 3
Coding region: 1-2667 (888 amino acids)
Biological process (GO): mitochondrial translation; ribosome disassembly
Cellular component (GO): mitochondrion
Molecular function (GO): GTPase activity; GTP binding
Source: RefSeq, a predicted model, not a curated record
AUGGUCUGGGCUGCCCCUCUCCGAGCCAACUGCCGUCAUGGCCAGGGCAAGCUAUCAAAGUCAAAAAACGCCCUCUCAGCAGCUGUAUUGGGGUUGAAACAUACUCAAUUGGCCCGGAUCAGGUUUGCACGGAAUUAUUCGAGUGACCAUGCCCAUCAUGAAGCGCGGAUUGAAAAUGUCCGCAACAUUGGCAUCAUUGCCCAUGUCGACGCGGGCAAAACAACUACCACGGAGCGCAUGCUGUACCACAGCGGUCGGACUCGUCACAUCGGGAAUGUUGAUCAUGGAAACACCACAACCGACUUCCUCCCCAUGGAACGAGAGCGAGGUAUCACCAUCCAGUCGGCUGCCGUGACCUUCCAGUGGCCGCCCAAGGGCCUCUGCCCGCCAGACCACGAGCCCAAGACGAUCAACCUGAUCGACACUCCCGGCCAUCAAGAUUUCCGCUACGAAGUCGACCGCUGCCUGCCCAUUCUGGACGGCGCGGUGUGUAUCUUGGACUCAGUUAAGGGCGUUGAGACUCACACCGAGCGUGUCUGGGGGUCGGCCCAGCUGUCCAAGAUUCCCCGGCUUCUAUUCGUCAACAAGCUAGACCGUGAUGGUGCCAGCUUCCGACGUUCGGUGCUUGAGGUGGCCUCCCGACUGCGGACCUGGCCGUUGCUCUGCCAGAUCCCUUGGUGGAAUAAGGACGAGUUUAUUGGUGUGAUCGACGUCAUCCACCAACACGGCUUCAAAUUUUCUAGCACGGGCAUUAUGUCUGUCGUCACCAAGCAGAGCCUCACAAACCACAACGACGCGCUGCUGGAGGAGAUGGAAACGGCUCGUCUACGUCUUAUUGAGACCCUCUCCGAGAAUGAUGACCAGAUCAUGGAGGAGUUCCUUGAAGUAGAAAAGGAUGUCCCGUCCUCCUCCAUCAAGGCGGCCAUUCGCCGUCUUAUCAAGGACGGGGAGGCCAAGUUUACCCCUAUCUUUGCUGGCGCUAGUCUCCGAAACAUUGGCGUACAGCCACUACUAGAUGCCGUGGUGGACUACCUCCCGAGUCCAGACGAGCGGCCACCGUUACAGAUCAUCGGAGGCGCAGCCCCGACGCUACCAGAGCUUCUCACGAAACCAUCCAAGAAAAAACGGGCGGUCACCCAACAACCGCCGAUCGCGGCCCUGGCCCACGUCUUCAAGGUGGUUGACGACCCACGCCGGGGCAUGAUGAGUUGGGUUCGCAUCUAUCACGGCUCCAUCGGGCGGAUGGCCCAUAUGUGGAAUAGCCACGUCCACGCCUUUGAACGAGCGCAACAUCUUCUUCAUGUAUCAGCCAAGGACCACCACGAAAUCCCAGAGUUACCCACCGGUCAUAUCGGGGCCCUGACCGGCCUCAAAUCAGCCCGCACAGGAGACACCCUCGUCACGUUCCCCGGCCACCAUGGCAACUCAGCGCCCGAAUCGUUCCAAAAUCUGCGGAUCAAAGCCCUCGAGACUCCCCCAGCCGUCGCUUUCAUCGCCAUCGAGCCGUACACGCGCACGGCAAGCGAAAAGAUAGAGGAAGCCCUCUCGAGGUUAUCCCGCGAGGACCCUAGCAUCCGGUGGACCAAAGACGAGAAGACGGACCACCUGAUCUUGUCUGGCAUGGGCCUGUUGCAUCUCGAGAUUGCCCAGGACCGACUGCUCACGCAUUACAAGAUCGACCGCGAGUCGGCCAUGUGGGGUGACAUCGAAGUCGAAUACUCUGAAUGCCCGCUGGCCUCAAGUAGCCCACACCGCACCGUCUAUGACCGCAGUAUCCGCGACAAGGCUGGCAAAGCCGGCUGCACAGUCACCAUCGAACCCUUCCAGUCAUCCCACGAAACAGAAGAAGUAGAAGAAGGGACAGUCUACGACGACAAACCCCGCCAUCACGACGGCCUUCUCGAAUUCCGCACCGAGCGCGACGGCAACCUAAUCCACAUCACUAUCCCCGUCGACCCCAAAGCCGAUCUCACAACCCUCCCCUUCGACCCAGACCUCGUCCGCCAACAGCUCUUCAACGGAGCCAUCGCCGGCCUCGCCCGCGGGCCCCGCCGAAACGCCCCCGUCCGCCGCUGUCUAGUCCACGUCACCUUCGACCCAGCCACCGAUUUCUUCGGCCCUGUUGCGUCCACAGGCGGACACAUCACCAACGCGGCCUUGUUCGCCGUCCGCGGCGCGCUCAAGGAAGCCCACAGCCAAGGACAAGUCGGUAUCCUCGAGCCGUUCUCCCACGUGCAGAUCUACUGUCCCGAGGAAGCCGGGCACGCCAUCCAACAUGACCUCGCUGCCGUUCGCGGAGGGCGUGUACUACAAGUCCGCAAGCCCGAAGACGAUGAUGCGGCCGCUGAUUUCGACAGCUCCACCACCCAAUCCCCCUCCAACAACAACAACAGUAACGACGGAGAAACACCCCCGAGCAUCACCAUAAUCGACACCAGCAAAGUAUACUCCCCGCCCGACCCGUACGAAUCUAUCCAGAGCUUGCGCGGCGCGAAGAAAGCGGUUGUGCGCAUGCUGAGUAUUGUGGCGGAGGCGCCGCUGAAGGAAAUGAUGAAGUAUGAUAGUCAUUUGCGCAGUAUGACUGGUGGACGGCAUACACUGCAGCUGGACCAGGGCGGGUUUGAGUUGGUUACGGGGCAGAGGGAGAAGGCGUUGGAUGUUUGGUAA